Messenger RNA from Branchiostoma floridae (Florida lancelet), 1684 nucleotides. RefSeq lists its product as uncharacterized. Lineage: Eukaryota; Metazoa; Chordata; Leptocardii; Amphioxiformes; Branchiostomatidae. The transcript has 7 exons. The coding region runs from base 244 to 1191 and encodes 315 amino acids. The record is from RefSeq and is a predicted model, not a curated record.
AUCAUUGUAUAGAAUACUAAACACUACGUAAGGUCCGCCAUUUCUACUCUCUUGUGCAAACAGAGAAAAGGGCAAAGAUACAGAGUCAACGGUUACUAUUUCAACCCAAACCUACCUAGGACAACCCUUAAGUUGAUCCCUCAACAGUUCUUAAGGUUUCCCUGGAGUCCCAAGAAGAACUUUUCCGCAUACUUUCACCGAUCGGGGAUUUAAUAGGAAAGCCACAACAAGUUUCAUAGCGAAAUGUCCGCAGUAGUGUACGGCGCCCCCCUCCCACCCCAGGCCGCCGCCCGGCGGGAUGACGACAUGAUGGUGGGAGCAGCCCUCAUGCAGAACUUCCUCAGGAACCUUCCCAGGAGCACCUUCGUGAUCGAUCCGGGGACCAGGAAGAUCGUGCACGAUCCGCAGAUGGCGAACGUCUGUGUGGACAUGCCUGUGUUCGCCAACAGGCUGGGAAGGAAAAUCCGCGUGGAGUCCGUGGAGGCACUGCAGUCCCUACGUGAACGGCUAGUCGGCGCUCCGCUGUGGAUGCAAGCAGACGCCUGCAGGAGCAGUACCAACCACUAUGUCAUCGUCAGGGUUACCAAACAUCUGAAAGCGAGUUUUAUGCUGAUGGUGAACACACGUCACCCAUACGUCAGGAGACAGCUGGACCAAGGCUUCGAGCUCGCCUACGAAAAGAUGUUGGAGGGGAAGAAGUUUGACAUGAAGAUCAGUCUAAACGCCCUGGUUAAGCAGUUCUACCGCGACGUGCUGGGCGAAGAGGGAAUGUACGCAACGUUCAGGUGUUCUGGCGCGUCACUGCUCAUCGCGGGCCGUCCACAAGCGCCCUCUAGCGGUUCAGGUUGCAAGUUCUUCUGCGGAUGUAACGACGUGCGGGUGGACCUUCAAGGAAAGAUUGACUUGAUAGAAUUCUCCAGCCCCUUGGUACUCCUGGAGAGGCUGGCAGGAAGGCUGUCGGUGCCACCUCCCAUGCCUCCCGCCCAGCCCAUGGCACCGCCGCCCUACUCCCCUACACCGCAAGGCUACAUGCAAGAAGCGCCACCGCCGUAUCCAGGCAGCCCGACCACGCCUAACAACCCAUGGGCCAAUCAGCAAGCGUAUAUUGACAUGGCGCGGAUAUCAGCUGUGAACUCCUCCCAAGGGAAUAACACCCAUACGGAGUCGGAUAUGGCUUCCCUUCUAGAGUGAUAUGACCUGUAAUUAUAAUGUGCCGUACUUCGUAUUGUAUACAAACUACAAAUAGCAAAUAUCAAAGGGCCCAGGGUAGAGAUGAUAUUAUACUUGCAACCAUUCCAGGUGUGUGAUAAAGUUAUGAUUUUUUGUAAAGGGGCCUAAAUGUAAAGUUUGGUGUAUUUCUAGACCGAACAUAUCUAAAAGAAGAUUACUGUGAAUGCAGAAACUUUCGCGGUGGUUUAAUGUUCGCGAGCCACAAGAACUCUUUCGCUGCACCUUUUCCUCUUAUAAUAUGAUAUGCAAUCAAUAUGUAUAAAUGUAUAAAUAACCAUAUACGUAAGGACGGUGGUUAAAAUAUACUUUUUUUGUGUAUGUUAUCAUAAAUACGUUAUUUGCUGUUCUAAGGUAUUAGUUAAUCAUAAAAAUAAAUUAAGGCAAUAUAUUUUUCAAUACUCCCUUUUGAAAGUGAGUGGUAUGAUCACCUGUAUUAAGUCAAUGUUCAAUAGCA